This is a messenger RNA of Aspergillus calidoustus, 1952 nucleotides long. NCBI's taxonomy places the organism in Eukaryota, Fungi, Ascomycota, Eurotiomycetes, Eurotiales, Aspergillaceae. The record is from the annotation of a GenBank genome assembly.
AAAAACUCACAACGGGCUCCAUGGAGAUGGGUAUCUGACUCACUAUCUGUUUUCCACCAGCUUGCAGCAAUGCACCCCUUACUCGCGGCCCUUCCUCUCCUCGCAGUGAGUCCUGUAGCGCUCGCCCAAGUGCCCAGCGUGCAGGACACAUCUUUUGAUCCUCGAAAUGCACUUUCAGAACUCGGUAUUGAUACUUCGCUGAUUCCUCAGACGAGCGGUGUCUGUCCUAGUCAGGGCGGCGCCCAAUGCCGUGUAGCUUGCAGCGCCCUGGCCCGUAUUUUCGGCUCCGAUCGAGUCAUCACCCCAAACACAACCGCUUAUGUCAACGCUACGAACGCCUAUUGGUCCACACAGCAGGCGGAAGUGCAGCCGGCAUGUAUCUUCGUGCCAGCGGUUGAUAAGCAUGUCUCUGCCCUGGUCCUAAUCUCGCAACUCACGAAAUGCCCCUUUGCUGCUAAGAGUGGUGGCCAUGCUGCCUUUACCGGAAGCUCCAACAGCGAUGGUGGAAUAACAGUCCUCUUCCGAGAUCUCAACGAGGUAACGCUAAGCGAGGAUCGCUCUGUCGCAUCUAUUGGGCCGGGCAAUACAUGGGGCGAUGUUUAUACUGCUUUGGAACCACAUGGGUUGGCUGUUGUUGGCGGUAGGGUUUCUGAUAUAGGGGUGGGUGGUCUCACGACUGGCGGUGGUAUCUCCUACCACUCGAAUCUCUACGGCUGGGCUUUGGAUAAUGUCCAGAGUUUUGAGGUCGUGACAGCAAUCGGUGCCAUUGUGACUGCUAGCAAGACAAAGCACGCUGAUCUGUACUGGGCCCUCCGCGGAGGCGGCAACAACUUCGGCCUCGUUACCAAAUUCAACCUCUACACAAUUCCCAGCCCGCCGCUUUACGGCAGCACACGAGUGUAUACCGAAGACAUGUUCCCCUCUGUGGUCGACGCGUUUAUAAACGCGGCCAACAAUGCAUCUCGCGAUGGCAACGCGCAGCAAUAUGUAGCCUUUGGCCAGGCCCAAGGCAUGAACAUCGCCUCUGCAGAGCUCACGUACAUUGGCAACAUCAGCAAUCCCGCCAUCUUCCGCCAAUAUCGUUCCAUACCUGCAGUCAUGGACACAUCGAGCUCCCGCACCCUCGCUGAGUACUGCGCCUACGUCAAGGCCCAGAACCCCGUUGGCCUGCGCGAAGUUUACUGGAACCACUCUUUCAAAUUGAGCAGGGAUUUCGCUACAUGGGUGAUUGAAUAUUUCUUCUCGAUCGUUGAUGAAAUUGCGGAUAUACCAGGUAUCAUGCCCGUGUUGGUCUUUCAGGUGAUUACGGAACCACAGAUCAAAGCCAUGUCUCGAUUCGACGGGAACGCUCUCGGUGUCGACGAGCUCUCGGCCGGGGGACACCCUCUCCAUCUCCCGCUCAUUGCAUGCAGCUGGCAGAAUGGCCAAGAUGACGACCGAGUCUACCAAUUCAUCAGCGCCUUCUAUACCGCUUUAUCGGCCAAGGCUGAAGCCAUGGGGGUGCAUAACGACUUCAUCUAUAUGAACUACGCGAGCCAGUUCCAGGAUGUCAUUUCCAGCUAUGGGGCGGCCAACAAGGCGCGUCUGCAAGAGAUCGCAUCCAAAUAUGACCCUCGUCACGUUUUUCAGGAGCUUCAACCUGGAUACUUUAAACUUGCAGGAGCUCCGCUCCCUAAUCCCUUUUAAGUCAGCUCUGGUCCUUAGGAUUUUGUUUAUGCUGGCUGCACUACUCUAUUCUCACUCUAGUUAUGUAUAAUUAUCUUAGUCACAGUUCAGAAUAAGGUCAGCUACGGCCAAUGCACUGCGGAAGAGGCUGUCCCGGACCGACAUUUUUACUGCUUUUCUUGAUUCAGGCGUCUCUCGCGCCAGGUAAUUAGGCUUCUCUGUUUAGAGCAUCAAUAAUGCAUACUAUCGAAGACACGAAGGCAAGCCGGAUACACAUUGACUACCUC